Molecule: messenger RNA, 1014 nt
Organism: Heterobasidion irregulare TC 32-1
Lineage: Eukaryota; Fungi; Basidiomycota; Agaricomycetes; Russulales; Bondarzewiaceae
Exons: 4
Coding region: 1-1014 (337 amino acids)
Biological process (GO): ribosomal large subunit assembly; maturation of LSU-rRNA from tricistronic rRNA transcript (SSU-rRNA, 5.8S rRNA, LSU-rRNA)
Cellular component (GO): nucleolus
Molecular function (GO): rRNA binding
Source: RefSeq, a predicted model, not a curated record
AUGCUGCGCGUCGUGAAACCCAAAAAUGCGCGGUCAAAGCGGGCGAUGGAGGCCCGCGAGCCAAAAGAAGUUGAGGAGGCGCGGACGGCGAUCUUCGUACGGGGCACACAUACAGGAGAGGUGCUGAACAACGUCAUGAAGGAGCUCAUGGCGCUGAAGCGCCCGCACGCGAUCUCGUUUUCGAAAAAGAACACGGUGCGGCCGUUCGAGGACCCGGCGUCGCUCGAGUUCUGGGCGAACAAGAACGACGCGUCGAUGUUCAUCGUCGGGCAGACGACCAAAAAGCGGCCGAACGGGCUCACGCUGGUGCGCACGUUCGACGGGAAGGUGCUCGACAUGUGCGAGGUCGGCGUGGACAACUUUAUCAGUAUGAACGAUUUCAAGACGCCCAAGCCGGCACCGGGGCACAAGCCAAUGAUGCACUUUGCGUCGGAGCUGUUCGACACGCACCCGCGGUUCAUCCAGCUCAAGUCGAUGCUCAUGUCGCUCUUCAACGGGGAAGAGAUCGAGCAGAUCCACCUGACGGGGCUCGAGCACGUCCUGAGCGUGACGCUCGGGCCGAGCCCCGACUCGCUCACGUCCACGACGGCGGCGGCGGCGGACGACACGGCGGCGCUGCCGCGGGUGCACAUCCGGGGGUACACGCUGAAGCUGCUGGCGUCGGGCGUGCGGACGCCGCGCGUGGAGCUGGUGCCGAUGGGCCCGGCGCUGGACCUGUCGCUGCGGCGGCGGCAGGAGGCAGACGCGGAGGUGUGGAAGCUGGCGAUGCGGCGGCCGAAGCUGCGGAAGCAAGACGUGGAGAAGGGGCUCGGGAAGCGGAAGAGGAACCUCGAGGUGGACGAGAUGGGCGAUCUGCGCGGGCGGGUGCACGUCGCGCGGCAGGAUCUGGGGAAGCUGCAGACGCGGAAGAUGAAGGGGCUGAAGAAGGGGCGUGGGGAGGAGAGCGAUGGGGACUCGGGAGACGAGGAGCAGGAGGAGCAGGAGCAGGAUGGCGGGGGGCGGCAGAAGCGGUAG